AUGAAAUCUCAUUUAUUUUCAUGUAAUAGUAGAUAUUAUUAUGACAUUUUAAAUAUUACUUUAUCUGAUGAUGAAGAAUUUGAAAGAUUUUUAGAUACAAAUAAAAAAAAUGAAUUGUAUUAUUUUUUUGAAAAAGCUGUUAAUAAAAUAAUUAUUGAUACAAAAAAAAGUUGUGAUAUCAGUUCUGACUUUGAAGAAGUAGAAAAACUUGAAUACAAAAAAAACGAAGUAGUAGAUUCAGAUUGUAUAGACGAUAUUGACAUAAUUUUACAAAAAAGUAAAUGUAAAAACAUGUUUUUAAAAAAAUAUAAAAAUGAUAAUAUUAUAAAAUUACCUCCUAAAAGUAUUAAACAAAGAAUAUAUUCUGUAAACCAAGAAAAAGCGGAAAUGAAACAUAAUAAAAGAGAUCAAAAUAAAAAUGAUAAAAUAAUUGAAAAUUUUAAAAAUGUACUGUGUAAUGACUUAAAUAAAUAUUUUAAAGAUAUAUUAGAAAAUGUAAAAAAAAAUAAUGAAACACAUAAUCAGUCCAAUAAUUAUAUAAAGAAUGCUAUACAUACAUUAAAUGAUAGUAUAAAAAUUAAUAGUAUCAAUGCUUUAAAAGAUAAUAUUAAAGAUUGUGUUAUCAACUGUAACAAUAACAAGCACAUAAAUUAUUUCUUCAAAGAUAACACAAAAAAUUUAAAUUAUAACAAUAUAUAUGCAAAUGAAAAUAUAUAUGAUGAUAAUGGGAUAAUUAAAGUUGAUAGGUGUGAAAGAAAUGGGUAUAUAAAUAAAAAAAACUUUAAGGAAAAUAAUUACAACAUUAAUCUUGAUACAAAUACAAAGCAUAACCAAAAUAAUGUAUUAAAAAAAAAAACUUAUAAAAAACGUAAAACAUCAAAAAAAAAAAAAAGUGUCAAAAAUUUUCAUUUUUCGAAAAAAAAAGUUUCAACUAAGGAAAAUAAAUUCAACCCUUAUCAUUUCAAUAAUUUUUAUAGCUUAAAAAAUAGUAAACCUAAAAAUAUUCUUACUAACAAUCAAAAUAUAGAAACUUUAAACUGUUCGAAUAUAUCAUUAAAUCAAUUAAUUUGUAAUAAUGAUAAAUUAAAUAUUUUUAAAAAUUUAAGAAAUUCUGUUGAAGCAAAAGAUAGCUCAUGUGGUAAUUCAAAUGAAGAUUUUACUUUUAAUCACUUUCAGAAAAAUGCUAAUAAUAACAUUUUAAAUAAGCUUCUUUUUUAA
Messenger RNA from Plasmodium gallinaceum, 1218 nucleotides. Its product is annotated as conserved Plasmodium protein, unknown function. The coding region runs from base 1 to 1218 and encodes 405 amino acids. The record is from RefSeq and is a predicted model, not a curated record. The transcript is spliced from 2 exons. Lineage: Eukaryota; Apicomplexa; Aconoidasida; Haemosporida; Plasmodiidae.